This is a messenger RNA of Fonsecaea multimorphosa CBS 102226, 843 nucleotides long. RefSeq lists its product as uncharacterized. The record is from RefSeq and is a predicted model, not a curated record. Bases 1 to 843 code for a protein of 280 amino acids. The transcript has a single exon. Lineage: Eukaryota; Fungi; Ascomycota; Eurotiomycetes; Chaetothyriales; Herpotrichiellaceae.
AUGGCGAGCUACGCAGGCAUUUUCGACCUGCCCCUCGACAUGUUCAACGACCUGAUGUCCGAUCUGGACUACGAGUCCAUCCUUGCCUUCCGCCAGACGUCUCGGUUGGCAGCGGCCCUUGUGCCGCUAAACCACAUCAUCCAGCUCCGACAGUCUAUCCGAGCCUCUCUGCUCGCCGAGGAGCGCGCCGACUACCAGCGCCGACAGGUGGCAUAUGCCAACCAACGUCGCUGGGCGACUGCAUUCCCUCAGUCAGUCCAGGCCGGCCUCCAGCCCCAAGCACAUGGUGCGGCAAACACCGCCGCGCCGAACAGCUCGGUGAACAACAUUCACCGCAACCGCAUCAUGAGGGCGGAGCGGCUGAACUGUUACGCCUGCCUGAAGCAUCUGCCACGAGAGUGCUUCGUGGAGGGUCAGGUCACGGGGAGGAGGAGCCUCGGUCACAACGACGCUGGCCGACGGUUCUGCAAGGUCUGUGGCGUCAACAAGGGGAUCUGGGACAAGGGGACCGUGAUCCAGGACGGCAGAUGCACCUUGGUCCUCUGCAGGACAUGCAACGCCCUGGACAGAGUCGAAGCUGGAUCCAAGAGGGAGGGCGUCUGUUCGACGUGCAAAUCCGCCGCGCAGGAGGAUUCGCUCAAGAACGAGCUGCAGGGCGUCGGCGAGUCCAGCACAUCACAGCCGACGACAAAGCAGCCAGCCAGCACGCAGCCGAGCAGUCGAGCGACUCGGUGCCUGCGCUGCUGGGCCACCAAUCACACCGAAGUGCCAGCCGGGUCAACAGGUUCGCGUCUUUGCCCCUCGUGUGAAGCUGCUGUUGGAUUGGCAAAGAUGGCGCUGUAA